AUGCUCACUAUGACUUUAAUCCCGAAUCCAGAUGGUCUUCUACAUUUCACUUCUGAACGCCUCCUCUACCGUGCAGCAGAGAACACUGACUCGGACAAGGAAUUCAUUCAAAGACUUCUGAAUGAUCCUACCAUUCAAACUAUGAGCACUGGCCGCCUUAAGGGACCUCUAUUCCAGAAGUAUGCAGAGGACUUUAUCAAAUCGAUGCAAGAUUCCCUACUUGGUCUGAUUAUCUGUCUCCCUCCAUCCUCCGAGAUGGUAUCUUCUUCAGCGGGUGGCAAAGAGCAAAACCCCGUGCCCAUCGGACACUUGGGCAUUUUUUACACCCAGCCACCGGGUAGAGAGCAUCACCGCUGCGCUAUGCUAGGUAUAUCACUUGCAGACGGGUUUCGUGGUAAGGGAUACGGCGGGGAAGCUAUCAAUUGGGCUCUAGACUGGGCCUUUCAGCAUGUCGGAUUGCAUAGGAUCAGUAUAUGUGCAUUCUCAUUCAACUUCAAUGCACUGAAGCUCUACAAGAAUCUUGGGUUUGUGGAGGAAGGCAGGGAGCGAGAAGCUCUAUAUCACCUUCGCACUUGGCAUGAUCUAGUCAUGUUUGGAAUGUUGGAGCAUGAGUGGGAAGCGUUGAGGGGGAUCAAAUGA
Molecule: messenger RNA, 639 nt
Organism: Penicillium subrubescens
Lineage: Eukaryota; Fungi; Ascomycota; Eurotiomycetes; Eurotiales; Aspergillaceae
Product: GNAT family N-acetyltransferase
Exons: 1
Coding region: 1-639 (212 amino acids)
Molecular function (GO): acyltransferase activity, transferring groups other than amino-acyl groups
Source: RefSeq, a predicted model, not a curated record